This is a messenger RNA of Entelurus aequoreus (snake pipefish), 2867 nucleotides long. RefSeq lists its product as uncharacterized. Lineage: Eukaryota; Metazoa; Chordata; Actinopteri; Syngnathiformes; Syngnathidae. The record is from RefSeq and is a predicted model, not a curated record. The coding region runs from base 149 to 2332 and encodes 727 amino acids. The transcript is spliced from 10 exons.
GUUUCUUUUCCCAAAAGAUGGCGGCCAAGCUUUACUAUGGAACAAAGAAGUCAAGCGAACACGGUUGGAUUGGACGACACAUACGAAGUACAGUGUAUUAUGCAGCGAACAUUUCGAAAGAUCAUGUUUCGAAGAGGGUCCCUUGCGAAUGGCAGAAAUGGGAAUCAGCACUCGUCGACUCGUGCUGAAGAAAGGUGCGAAGCCAACUAUUUUCGAUAGACCACGGACAAGUCCGGAGCACCCGACCCCCUCCACAAGCGGACAGACUGGGCACAUGAGGUCUGCAUUUGCCAAAAGGGAAAGGAAGAGGACAAUAGAUCAGAUCAUGGACAGUACGACUACGGCAUCAGUGGCGGAUGCGGUGGAUGAACCAAUGGCAAUGGCACUAGAUUUGCCUGAUGAGGAGGGCGAUCAAGAUCAGGGAAAUACAAGAGAACAAGGAUGCCAGACGGACUGGGUACCGAUUGGGACAGCACCAACAUCAAUGACCAGUAGCAAGAGCACCCAAACAGGGAAAAUACAUCAUAGAUCAAAGGGACACCAGGUGACCCCAGAUAUCCUCGAGAGGGUUAGAGCUCGGCCGGCCAGGGUUAGUGAAGUCCCAUUGUCAAGUGUAGCAGCUCCAUCUGACAGCCCCGAGAUGCAGACUAACAUAGCAGCUCCAGGUGUGUCUGGAAUGCAAGCCAAGCUACGACCACCUCCUGCAUUGUUUGAUGAAGGACCAGCAUCAAGUCCCACUGCGCCUUUUGUUGGUGGUUCUUCCGAUGACAGCUAUGUGCCGAGUGAGUCAACGACAUCGGAUCCGUGUCAAUCUGACGGGUCGCCAGAUCGCCCAUGUACUCACCAGAUGCAUGAAGAGGGCUGCCACAAGGAACCGAAGUACAUCAUCUUUGAGUCGUGCCUCCAGAGUCUCGUCAAGUGGUGUCACUGUCCAGUCUGUGGCAGCCAGGACAUAAGCCCUUCUUGGGAUUCGAACGGUACACAGCUGACCAUGACUCUUCAAUGUGCAUCAUGUGACCAGAGGAGUAGUUGGAGCAGCCAGCCAAACAUUGGCCCUUAUGCCGCGGGCAACAUCCUGCUGUCUGCUGGCAUCCUCUUCGCUGGGGCAUCUUCUGGCAAGGUGUUGCAAGUGCUGAACAGCAUCGGAGUGGUCACGUAUGUGAAGAGGACAUUUUUCAACCACCAGGAGCUCAUCCUGCAGCCAGCCAUCAAAAAGGUGUGGGAGGAACAGCAACGGACGCACCUCACCAUGCUGCAGGUGGAAGGCCGACCCCUCGUCCUUGGUGGUGAUGGGCGAGCAGACAGUCCGGGACACAGCGCCAAGUUCGGUACCUACACCACAAUGGAGCUUGUGGCCAAUGUGGUUCUCGACCUUCAGGUUGUACAGAGCAACGAAUGUCUUGGCAGCUACCAUAUGGAGAUGGAAGGACUGAAGAGGAUGGUGGAACUGCUGAUCAGCUGGGACCUGGAUGUCGGGGUGCUGGUGACAGACAGACACAGACAGAUCGCUAAAUGGAUUCGUGAAAACAUGCCCAAUACACGGCACUGCUAUGACAUCUGGCAUGUUGCAAAAUCCAUCGGAAAGAAACUGAAGGCCAUCGCCAAGCAUAAGGACUGUGAAGACCUGAAGCCCUGGGUGCAAAGUAUAAUCAACCACCUCUACUGGGCAGCAGUGUCUACACCGCCUGGAGAGGGGGAACUUCUGGUUGCCAAGUGGAAGUCUGUGGAGCGACACAUUCAGAACAUCCACAAGGACCAUGGCGACCUCUUCCCAAUUUGUACUCAUGGACAACUGCAACGGCAAAAGAAAUGGCUCAAACAAAGUUCACGCUCAGCAGUGAAACUGGAGGAGGUGGUCAACAACAAGUCCCUGCUAAAAGAUAUCGCCAUGCUGUCGGGUGAACACCAGACUUCCAAGGUGGAGGCGUUCCAUAGCCUUAUCAUACAGUUCGCACCGAAAAUGUAUGUCUUCUCAUACAUCGGAAUGCUGUGCAGGAACCUGCUUGCUGGGCUGCACUGGAACGAAAAUUCGAGCCGCCCUAUAGCCACUACACAAGCGGGUGCUGAGCGCUAUGCAGUACGCUACCCGAAGUAUAAAGCAGGGGGCCAUGUGGUCAAGAAAAUCGCGACAGAGCCAACAUACCGCUACGUAGAUGACUUGAUCAGGGAGGUUGUUGCUGGCUGCAGACAGACCCCUGACGAGAGAACACCACUCAGCGUCACUGUGGAUGUGCCUCCCUUCCUCUGCGAUGAACUGGAGAAGCCAGACAAGGAGGAAGCCAUCGCCAAGCACAGGAGUCGCUUCGGUAAGUGUGAAAUGCCCUCCCGGUAACAGUUAGAGAUGCUACCUCAGUAGAAGCAUUUAAGUCCCAUCUUAAAACUCAUUUGUAUACUCUAGCCUUUAAAUAGACCCCCUUUUUAGACCAGUUGAUCUGCCGUUUCUUUUCUUUUCUCCUCUGCCCCCCCCCCCCCACGUGGAGGGGUUAUUCCGGUGACCAUGGAUAAAGUGCUGGCUGUCCAGAGUUGGGACCCGGGGUAUACCGCUCGCCUGUGCAUCGGUUGGGGACAUCUGCGCUGCUGACCCGUCUCCGCUCGGGGUGGCCUCCUGCUGGCUCCACUGGACCCUCACUAAUAUGUUAGACCCACUCGACAUCCAUUGCUUUCGGUCUCCCCUAGAGGGGGGGGGUUACCCACAUAUGCGGUCCUCUCCAAGGUUUCUCAUAGUCAUUCACAUCGACGUCCUACUGGGGUGAGUUUUCCUUGCCCGUGUGUGGGCUCUGUACCGAGGAUGUCGUUGUGGCUUGUACAGCCCUUUGAGACAUUUGUGAUUUAGUGCUAUAUAAAUAAACAUUGAUUGAUUGACUGAU